GCUGUUCCCAUCCAGGUGGCAGCACUUCACUGCUCUUCCUCCACCGGGACUUGGUGCAUUGAGUUUGCAAAGAAAACCGUUGUCACUGGAGAUAGGAAACAGGCGACCUUCCCUCCUCCAGCAGCGUGCCGGGAUAGCUCUGUUGAAUUCUCUGCGCUGAGAAGCAUAAGGGUUUGCCAGAUAAAGGGUUUGUGUAUGGCUUAUUGUUGGGCUGAAUUUUCCUCUCUUGGCCAAGGCUCAGGAAUUUCCUGAGUAACUUUUUUUUUUUUUUUUUUUUCCCUACGAAAUCCGCCUGGGCAACUCCACAACAAUACGCUCUGUUUGCUUUUUAUAACGUAAAUAAAUCUGAAGCUCUGCCAAGGAGGAAGGGGGGGGAGUGAGGGGUUGUGUGAGGAAUGCCUUUUGGCAGAAAUGUCCACGUGAAGGAGCAGUUGCGUGAAGAGAGGAGCUCCGAGCAGAGCCACUGGCCAGAGUCUCCCCGACAGCCCCACGUCCAGAGGCGCAUUGCACAGAGCGAGCUUUGGAUCCCUGUCAAACCCUCCCAUUAAGAACAUGGUCAUUCCUUGGGCUGGGCACACACAUCCCUGAAAUCAGCUGAUAUUGAACAUCCAUGUGGGUGAUGUGGAGAAUAAUAAGGGAGAGGGUGAUGUGAAUAUAAAUAUUUGAAGAAGAUAAGCUGCAUCUCAACUGCCAGCACUGCAAGGCAUCAUUCCCCAAAGUGAACAGGACAGCGUACACUUUCCUCUCUAUGACUAGGAGCUUUGGAAGGGUUUGGUCUCUAUAUGCUCUAGGAAUUCCACCUGCGACUUUGCAUACAGAAGAUCAAGGAACGAUUGUCUGGAAGUGUACUUGAGCAGCAGAAGAGUUUGGCUGUGUACAAAGAUGAGGAGACUUCAGAGAAAUCUGAGUGUGUUCCAGCAAACCAAAAUUCUCUUGUGGAAAAAUGUACUCAUCAAAUGGAGGAUGAAAAUGCAGAGUUUUCAAGAGUGGAUGCUGUCCCUGCUCUUCCUGCCGCUGAUGUUCAUAGUGGGCAACUUCAUGCUGUACAUCCGCUACCCCGAGGUGCCGCACAGCCGCCUGGGGCAGCUGGAUGACCCUGCCUACAAUGCCACCGGCGUCACCGUCGCUUUCACCCCCGUCACUGCGGCCACCAGGCACAUUAUGAACACAGUGGCCUCAAAGUCUGUGAUGACGGGGAUAAAACUGGAGGCAGCGGACACUGAGAGAGCCUUGGAGGAAGCCUGGAUUUUGAAUAAAGAGAUUCUAGGGGUUGUAUUUAAAAACAACUUCUCCUAUCACCUCCGGUUUCCUGUUGAGAAUGUGAUUUUUCCAAAUGAAAACCUUGGAUAUAUAGAUACCUGUUACAAUUACUCAGAGCGAUACUGCAACAGCCCCAGGUACUGGUACAAAGGUUUCCUGUCUCUGCAGUCCAGCAUUGAUGCUGCUAUUAUAGAGGUGGUGGCAAAUCAUUCUGUUUGGGAAGAAAUGAAAUCCAUUUCUGGUGUGCGCAUGAAGUCCCGGAGUGUCAUCUCCUCAAUUACAUUAGAGUACAGUUAUUUCAUGAUUACCAUUGUGAUGUGCUUCUCUUCGUUCAUGUAUUUCUUAUCCGUGAAUGUUGUAAGAGAAAAGAAGAAGCUCAAAGUACUGAUGAAGUUGAUGGGGCUACACGAUAUGGCAUUUUGGCUCUCCUGGAGCCUGCUGUACGCUGUCUACGUGCUGGUCCUGUCCUGCCUGCUGACUGCCCUGGUGGUGCAGGAGACUUUCUACGCCAGCAGCUUCUCUGCCAUCCUACUGCUGCUCUUCCUGUAUGGCCUUGCAUGUGUCCACCUGGUCUUCAUGCUCUGCUCCCUCCUGAGAACAUCCAAACUUGUGGGCUCCAUGGGGUUCCUCAUCACCUUUCUCUUCGGCUGCCUGAGCCUCUCAGUGCUGGUAGAAAACCUUCCAGAACCUUUGAAUUGGUUUCUCAGCCUCUUUUGUCCUUUUGCAUUCAAUGCUGGCAUUGCAAAGAUUUUCAAUUUGGAAAGAUAUGGAAUAGGUUUCUCUUUUUCUAACCUGAUGGAGGAAUCAUACUUUUUACUUUCAACCUACAUUAUGCUGACCUUUGACUCGGUCUUGUACAUGCUGUUAGCUAUCUACUUCGACAAAGUUCUGCAGGGUAAAUACGGCAUCCCAGCCCCGCCACUUUUCUGCCUGAAGCCCUCGUAUUGGAUGCGGAGCAGGAGGGGCUCCCCUGGGGAAGGCCACAGAGGUGCUGGGAGCCCCGAGGACCCCCCAGGGGACGAUGUGGAGCCAGUGCCCCUUGAGUUCAGGGGGAAGGAGGCCAUCAGAUUCAACAAUAUUAAAAAAACAUACAAAAAGAAAGACAAGAAGACAGAAGCCUUGAGAGGUUUGUCUUUAAAUAUUUACGAGGGUCAGAUCACUGCCUUGCUCGGGCACAGUGGGGCUGGAAAGACAACACUGUUGAAUGUGCUCAGCGGGCUGACUUUACCUUCUGAAGGCUCUGCAACCAUCUAUGACUACAAGCUCUCAGAGAUAGGAGAUAGGGAAGAGAUCAGAGAGAUGAUCGGUGUUUGCCCACAAUUCAACACACAGUUUGAAGUCCUAACAGUGAAAGAAAAUUUGCAAACCUUUGCAGAGAUCAAGGGCAUCAAAUCCAAAGAGGUAGAGCGAGAGGUGCAAAACAUUUUGGAACUGCUGGAUAUCAGUAAUGUGCGAGACACUCAAGCUGAGAAACUGAGUGGUGGGCAAAAAAGGAAGCUAUCCAUUGGAAUAGCCAUGCUUGGGAACCCACAGGUGCUGCUCCUGGAUGAGCCAACAGCGGGGCUGGAUCCUCUUUCCCGGCACCAGGUGUGGAGCAUCCUCAAGGAGCACAGAGCUGGCCGGGUGAUCCUCUUCAGCACCCAAUUCAUGGAUGAGGCCGACAUCCUGGCAGACCGCAAGGCUUUUAUCUCACAUGGGAGGCUGAAGUGCGUCGGCUCCUCUUUGUUCUUGAAGAAUAAGUGGGGGAUCGGCUAUCACCUAAGGAUCCAUGUCAGUGAUUCUUGUGACAUAGAGAAUGUGACAUCUCUGGUUAAGCAGUACAUCCCCAACGUCAUAUUCUCAGGACAUGGUCAAUAUGAGCUGAGAUACAAACUGCCAUUAGGAAACGUGAAUAAAUUCCCAGAUCUCUUCAGGGGCCUCGACAGCUGCUCUGACCAGGGAAUCAUCAAUUAUGGAGUUAGCAUGACGACCCUGGAGGAUGUCUUCCUGAGACUGGAAGAAGCUGCAGUGGAUCAAGAAGAUGAACGUGUCCCUGGGGAGUGGGCAGAAGGAGGAGCACGGAGCCCAGAGGAGAUGGAGCCAGGCUCUCUGCUGCUCUCGGACACUGGGAGGGUGACGGUCAGCGGCUGGGCACUCUGGAGGCAGCAGGUCUCUGCCGUGGCACGAGUGCACUUCCUAAAGCUCAAGGGCUCGGUGAAGAACCUCCUCUCCAUUUUGCUGCUCUAUGUGGUUUUCCUGCUCCCCCUGGUUUUGCAACUGGCGCUGGUCACUGUCUGGGAGAACAUGAGCGCCUGGGAGCUCUGCUCCUCGCGGUAUUUCCUGCCCCUGCGGACGAGGGCUCACGCUGAGACCACCAACCUGCUGGUGCUCAACAGCACAGGCUCAGGCAUUGAGGACUUUAUCCACGCUCUUGAGAGCCAAGAUCUCUCAGUGGAAAUUACAAGCAAGGAAAAUAUCACAGAGGAGCUGAAAUACAAUGGGGCCAUUAAAGUAUCUCGUGAAGGCCAGAGCUACAGGUUUACCAUCUUUUGCCACAUGGAGGCCAUCAACUGCUUCCCAGUGCUUGUGAACAUCAUCAGCAACGCUCUGCUGAGAGCUUUCAAUUCCACUGCACACAUCCGGAUCUGGAACCAUCCUUUUUACUCUAUAGAUAAUCCACGAUUCUGGGAUUACUUUGUUUCUUUCUACCUUACCUACAUGCUGCUGCUAUUCCCAGGUUUCCCUCCUCACUUUGCAAUGGGCUACCUGCAGGACUACAAGACAGGAGCUUGUGCCCAGCUGCGGGUCUCGGGGCUCUUCCCCUCGGCGUACUGGUGUGGGCAGGCACUGGUUGACGUCCCACUCUGCUGGCUCCUUCUCUUCUCCAUGUUCGGGGUUCAGUUUGCAAUGAGCAACAAGGUAUCUGGGACCGCUGACAGCUUCUUCUUGCUGAUCAUGGGUGCUUUCGGCUAUGGAGUUUCUAUCAUUUUCUUCAUCUAUUUGAUCUCCUUCUUCUUUCGGAAAGGAUGGAACUGUGAUUUUUGGUCUUUUAUCCUAAUAGUGGUAUGCCUUGUUACUUUUGUUAUCAGCAGAUUCAUGGAUUAUGCAGUUGACCCUGAAAUCUCGCUCUACCUCCUGUCUCUGCUGAUCCCCAUGUACCCGCCAUUGGCCGUCAUGAUCAACAGCGAGCAGAUUUUUAUAGAAGACCCUGACUUAAUUGAAGCCAUGCCACACACCAACGUACUAAUAGCUGUCUUUGCACCUUACAUCCAUGUUGUGGUUUUCGUUUUCCUUCUCCGUUAUUUGGAGAUAAAAUACGGAAGACCAGUUCUGAGAAAGGACCCAGUAUUUAGAAUUUCCCCAAGAAAAGAGAACAGCCAUCAGCAUCCCGAGGAGUCCGAAGAGGAAGAUGAAGAUGUUAAGGCUGAAAGAGAAGCAGUGAGAAAUGCCAUAGCAACUCCAAGUCAGGAGGAGAAAUCAGUUAUUAUUGUCAGUAAUCUCUACAAGGAGUAUAAAAUAAAGAAAGCCGGUUCCGUUUUUAGGAAGAAGAAGAAAAUGGCCACCAAAAAUAUUUCCUUCUGUGUUAAAAAAGGAGAAGUGUUAGGACUUCUGGGGCCCAACGGAGCUGGUAAGAGCACAGCCAUCAAGGUGAUUGCUGGGGAGACAACGCCGACAGCUGGGCAGGUGCUGCUGAGGAGCCGAGGCGCCGUGCCGUGCUGGCUGCAGGACCACGAGCUUGGCUACCUGGGGCACUGCCCCCAGGAGGACCCACUAUGGCCAGACCUCACUGUGCAGGAGCACCUGAAGGUCUACGCCGCCGUGAAGGGCGUGCACAAAGAGGACAUGGCCACUGCCAUCCACAGAUUAGUGAAUGCCCUGGAGCUUCAAGGCUAUUUAAAAAAGCCAACCAGAAAACUACCUGCUGGGAUAACCAGAAAGCUGUGCUUCGCUGUGUGCAUGCUGGGCAACCCUUCGGUCCUGCUGCUGGACGAGCCAUCGACCGGCAUGGACCCCAACGGGCAGCGCUGCAUCUGGAAAAUGAUUCGUGCUGCCCUGAAAUCCCAGGAGACGGGUGCUGUGCUGACCACACACUACAUGGAGGAGGCAGAGGCAGUGUGCGACCGCGUGGCCAUCCUGGUGGCUGGGCAGCUACGGUGCAUCGGCUCCAUUCAGUACCUGAAGAACAAGUUUGGCAAAGGCUAUCUGCUGGAAAUUAAAGUCAAGGACCCAGAGAGCACUGAUCUUCUCCAUGCUGAGAUUUUGAGGAUUUUCCCGAGUGCUGCCCGUCAGGAGCGGUUCCCCUCUUUGCUCGUCUACAAGGUCCCAAUGGAAGAUGCACUGCCCCUAUCUCAAUCUUUCUCCAAGCUAGAAGAAGCCAAACAAAACUUCAACCUCGAGGAGUACAGCUUCUCUUUGAAUACUUUGGCUCAGGUCUUUUUGGAACUCUCCAGAGAGCAGGAGAAGGAUAAUUUUGAUCUAACCUUGGAUGGCCCUUUUGAAUGGAAACAACUUCAGCAGGAGGACAGUUAAAGGUCUAAGAUGCUCAUUUACACAUUACUCUGUAUUAGCCUAAGUGAUGUGAUAACUGCACGUAUCUACUACCAUUAUCGGCGUACCAGGAGGAGGAGCAGGCUCUGCCUCACCCGGAGCAUCAGCCAAGGGCUGCUCCCUGAUGCAGAAGGCAUUUCACCGGGGCUACGCAGGUGCCUACACUGAGCUCUGCCCCAAGAGAGUUUCCAAUGGCUGCUUGUUGAAACCGUGCCUGCACCAGUGGGAGCUCCCAUCAAGCAGAGCAGGCUGGAGCAGAGGGACCAGGAAGGAUUGCAGAGAGGUGGCUCCUAACCCAUCUCUGAGGUCAAGGCUUUGCUUUGCUUGGUGGAUCUGGGGGCAUCAUUGAGUCUGGACACACACUGCCAAUCUCCUCAGUUCAUCUCCCACCCACGCAUGGGAGUAGGAGAUGCCUUUAAUUAUAUCUUAUUAAAAUUCACACUCUAUUUUUUAUAUCCUUCCAAUAAAUGUCUGCAUAGAACCCACGGUUAUGCCCUCACCUUA
Molecule: messenger RNA, 6291 nt
Organism: Numida meleagris (helmeted guineafowl)
Lineage: Eukaryota; Metazoa; Chordata; Aves; Galliformes; Numididae
Product: ATP-binding cassette sub-family A member 10-like
Exons: 40
Coding region: 883-5769 (1628 amino acids)
Biological process (GO): lipid transport; transmembrane transport
Cellular component (GO): intracellular membrane-bounded organelle; membrane
Molecular function (GO): ABC-type transporter activity; ATP binding; lipid carrier activity
Source: RefSeq, a predicted model, not a curated record